Molecule: messenger RNA, 1011 nt
Organism: Adineta ricciae
Lineage: Eukaryota; Metazoa; Rotifera; Eurotatoria; Adinetida; Adinetidae
Source: the annotation of a GenBank genome assembly
AUGUCUACAACCAACAGCUCUAAUAAUGAUAGCAAUGCUUCGUCCGGAGAUUCAGAAAUUUCUCCACCGCGUGUGGCUCGUUUCUGGUUUCUAUUUUUAAUCGAUGUUCCAUCGGUCAUCUGCACGUUCUGUAUCAUUAUCCACAUCGUCACCAAUCGAGCUCGGCGACAUGCAUUACAAAAUCAUACGAUUCUCGUUAUCCUUCUCAUGAAUCUACUGGUUCAAUUACCGGAUAUCAUUUUGUAUCUUAAUGCUUAUCAGAAUGGUCCUCUGCAACCUUCGAGCCCAGCUGCUUGUCUCACUUGGUGGUUUAUUGACAUUACUUUUUAUAACGGAGGUGUUAUUCUCUUGGCUUGGAUGGCCAUCGAACGGCAUAUUUUAAUAUUUCAUUAUCAAUGGAUAAUGAAUCGAAGAAGGCGUUUUAUUUUUCAUUACUCUCCUCUCAUUGUUCUCGUCAUAUACACUCUUGUCUUCUAUAUCAUCGCCUUUUUCUUUAUUCCCUGUGAAAAUGGGUAUGAUUACACAGUGCCAGUAUGUGGCGAGUCUCCUUGUUAUCAAUCCUAUGGCGUUUUUGGCAAAUGGGAUUUGUUUGCUAACAACUGUGCACCGAUUAUAUUGGAGAGUGUUGUUAGCAUUGGUCUUAUUCUGCGCGUUCAAUGGCAGAAGCGGCGUCUUCGUCAAUCCGAUCAAUGGCGGAAGCAACGACGAAUGAUUAUCCAAUUGUGUUUGGUGUCUGGUGUCAACAUGUGCAUCAAUCUGCCGAUCUACCUCAUUACGUUCGCUCAUCUAUGCGGCCUACCGUCACAGUAUGGCGUUCAAGCUAGCAGUUAUUUCUAUUUUUUCAGUUAUCUCGUCACGUUGCUGUUUCCGUUUACAUCUUUAAGUCAGUAUCCCGAACUACGCAAGGUGAUCGAAAAGAAGGUCUUUUGCAUGUCAACAAGACAACUGCCUUUUGGAUCUACUGUCGUACCUGCAAGAAGAGCAAUACCAACGGGUGUAGCAGAUGUCUGA